Anarrhichthys ocellatus (wolf-eel) is the source of this 331-nucleotide messenger RNA. RefSeq names its product dynein intermediate chain 3, ciliary-like. The annotation marks the transcript as partial. NCBI's taxonomy places the organism in Eukaryota, Metazoa, Chordata, Actinopteri, Perciformes, Anarhichadidae. The record is from RefSeq and is a predicted model, not a curated record. The transcript has 3 exons.
CUAACUCUGUCUCGUUGCUAGGACACAGCAAACCGCGCCACCGGUGCUCCUCGGUGUUCAUGGAGAUCGUCCACGUGUACACGAAGCUCCGCAGUAGGUUCGGCCGUCAGAGUCUCUUCUCUGACCGGCCUGCCGAGCUGCUGGUGGACGUUCAUACGGACCAGAGUCUGGGUCAGCAGUUCAUCCAGAAAACCCAACGAGACCAGGACCUGCAGGCCUGUCGGGACAUGUCGGAGCACCAGGUGACCACAAAGCGGUUUCAGUCCGACAGCUGUGGACUAAACCAUGAGGAGGGGGGGUGGCCCAAAGACGUGAACCCUCAGGAGAUGGA